Messenger RNA from Culex quinquefasciatus (southern house mosquito), 8716 nucleotides. RefSeq names its product protein unc-13 homolog A (gene unc-13). Lineage: Eukaryota; Metazoa; Arthropoda; Insecta; Diptera; Culicidae. The record is from RefSeq and is a predicted model, not a curated record. Gene Ontology annotation, biological process: neuromuscular junction development; synaptic vesicle maturation; synaptic transmission, glutamatergic. The transcript is spliced from 24 exons. Gene Ontology annotation, molecular function: phospholipid binding; diacylglycerol binding; calcium ion binding. The coding region runs from base 1429 to 8457 and encodes 2342 amino acids. Gene Ontology annotation, cellular component: presynaptic active zone cytoplasmic component; synaptic vesicle membrane; plasma membrane.
GUACAAGUUUAGUAUUAAUCCAGGAAGUUCUGGUCCGUGUGCCGUCACAAAUCCUCCAACCACGACUACGACGGGGGACCAGAACCGCCGAGCGGGCCAUUCCGUACGCGGCCGCCACCGAGCCAACACACGAACGACGGGGGAAAACGGGGGCCACCCUCAACAACAACAACAACAACUCACCCGCACUAGCGCAGAUUCCCGUUUUUUUUUCCUCCUCCGUCAAUCUUGGUAGGCCGAGUUUCCUUUCGCGGAGCGCCAGCCUACUGUGAGUGAAAGUUUUUGCGUGGAAAGCUGCACACGGUGCGUUUGUGGUCCGGAACCGACCUGGAGGAGUCCGGAACUCGGCAUCCCCCGACGAAAAUUGAUUUUUCUUCCCGGAUUUUCCCGACAACAUCGAGCAGGACGUCGUCGUCGUCGCGUAUCGUGAGAGGGGAUUGUGAAUUUGUGUGAGUGUGUGAGGAAGGUGAAGGAUUGUCCCGAUUUUUUGAGGAAAAUUUUCCUGGAUCCGAGGGAAAAGUUCACUGAAAAAUUGAUGACGGCAAGCUGAACCGCCAGGAAUUGAGCAGUUGCUGCGUUGGGAAAGGCGUCAUUUUCCGGAAGAAAAAGCUUUUCCAAAGGGGGGGGUGCGUGUCAAGAAGAAAAAUACAUAGUUUUUGUGUGAAAAAUCCUCGUCCAGAGUGUAAAAGUGUGCGUGUGUGCGUGCGUGGUAGUAGGCCAAGCGACGACGGAGGCCAAAUCGAAGACCCGAAGCAGGCCAGUCUGCUGCUGGGCUGGGCAGAAUCUACGGCGACGACGGGGGCAGCAAACCGAAGCUGGCAUCGAAGGAGGCCCUGACACUAGCAGGAGCAGAAGCAGCAGCAGCCGCGGCGGCCCAAUCGAUUGCCCUAGGAUUGUUCCCCGGCGAGGGGCGAGGGCGAGGGCGGGGGCGAUCCCGACUCGGACGCCAAAACGGAGCACCUUUGCCCCAGCGGCAGCGGUUGUCCUCCGCAGCCAUCGUCCUGUCUGGGCCGGAACACCCAGCAGCAGCACCGGAACCAUCCGCCGGACGGCGGUCCCGCGCCGGGUUGCCACCAGGAGUGCUGUUACGCGUUGCUCCGCGGCGUGAACCAAAACAUCUACCCCCAGAUCUCCGAGGGACUGCAGGCGUGCUUCCGCGGAGGUCGCGGACCAGCCGACGCCGGAGAACCGCCGGAACAGCGCGAGUACCGCAACGGCACGAUUGGCCAGCACCAGCAACAACAACACUACCAACAGUAUCAGGACCGUCAGGAGCAACUCUACCGUGCGGGGGAAUCGGCAACCAUCGAAGGAGGCCAGGCGACGGCAACAGUCAACUAUUCCACAAGGUAUUCUAGCUACUCGCCGUACUGUAGCCCGUACGCUACCCGGAGUCUAGGAGCCGCCACGACGGCCUGCAGUAGCUCGAUGGACGAGAACGAAGUGAUGGCGGCGUACCUGUGGAGCAAGCAGUCCCAGGACCUGUACGCGAGCCAUGGCCUCAAGGAUCUGCACCACCUGCACCAGGACUUUAUCAUCAACGAUUACACGGACAAGAUCGCGACGAACAUCGACCUGCUCGACACGGAGCUCAAGUUUGCGUGGGCCGCGCUGAACCUGCUCAACGAGGAGUACACCCGGAUGUCGGAGAAGGUGUUCAAGCUGCAGUCGCUGAACGUGUCCCAGCAGCGGAUCGUGCAGAACCUGCAGUUCAUGGAGGAGAACCGCAAGGCGUACCUGGACAUGAUCCCGGACUACGCCAAGCACCACGAGUUCUCGCUGCAGGAACAGUCGAGGCUGCGCGAAGAUCUGCAGUACCGGGACUGUAUCAACGAGGCGUACAUGAACCACAUGCAACCAGGGCCGGCUUACGGGUACGGGCAGGUCCCGUCGGCGGAGGAGAUGGCCGCGGCUUAUAAUCAGGAGUACUGGGGCAUGCGGCGGAAUCUGUCCAACAUCCCGGAGGUGCUCCACGGGGAAGCGGAGAAUGGUGGUGGUGGGGCGUACGGGUACGGGCAGGACGUGCCGAUGCCGGCCCCGCAAGCCCAUCGACUGUCGACGAAUCCGUUCUUGCAGGUGGUCGAAGGAGCUGGCGGGAUAUUGAGGGAGAUUGAACCCGCGGACAACGCCGCGUUGAUAGAGGAGCAGUUGCGGGCGUCGUUCUUGAACCAUGCCAAGCAGAUGGAGAUGGAACUGCAGGCUUCGCCUGCUAUGAUGAAGCAUCAGCAAGAGUUGCGGCAGCAGCAGCAACAGCUGCUGCAGCAGAAGCAGUUCAAGCACGACGAUGUGAGGGCACUAAUUACGAGGGUUAUGGACGAUGAGGACGUGGCGUCGUUGAGCAGCGAAGAGAUGGAGAAGGUGAGGGUGUUUAUGUCAAAAAAUAGUGGCGAGUUGAGGGAGAUAUUCGCGGAGGAGUUCUCACCGCUGGCGAAGGACGGGAAAGGGGGUGAGAAGAUCCUGGCGCAGAACAAGCUGGGCGGGGUUAGCCCGAAGAAGGAGUUCAACAAGUUCAUUCACCUGCCGGAUGCUGCUGGGAUCGCCUCGUUGACGAACGACGACCUGCUGACGGUGGAAAACGGGACAAUCAGUAUUCAGGACAAGAGUAGCACAACAAUCGCCGACAACGAAUUCAAGCUCAACCUGAACAGCGGCGGCGUAGUUCAUCCAGCGAACGGGACGAACGGAACGUCACCGAAGAAGCUGAGCGAGUUUUCGCCGUUCGGGAUGCAGAAAGCCAUGGAGAGGAAGGAGAGCGGCAACGUGCCGAGCUUUGCCGACCUGAUGAACAGCAAACCGUGCGGCACGGAUGCGGCGGGGUUGACGUUUACGAACCUGAACGGCGAACCGGAGUCGAUCUUCAGCCAAAGCUUCAAGGAGGCGGUUGAGGCGAAACUUGCGGGGCAGGCGGUCCAGAUGGCGGGUAACAUGAUGAGCAUGGGAGAACCGGUUCCGAUGUUCCCGACGGUCGCGAUGAAGCCAAACAUUAGUGAAGCGCUGGAGGGGGGCGGCGUCCGGCGGCCAAGCGUAACGGAAGCGCUCGAAAUUAGACGGCCCAGCGUUACCGAAUCCCUGUUCCCAACUGUAGCUAGGAAACCAAGUAUUACGACGACGUCGGUAGCGUCGGAACUCCAGCGAAGACUAUCCGUAGAAGAUCCCCAGCAUCCGUCGGCUUUCGCGCCCGUCCGCAAGCUGAGCAUCGUGGAACCGGUUGCGGAUCCGGCUCCGACCGCCCCAAGCAUCUUCCAACCGUUAGCUAGAAAACCCAGCGUUACGGAAACUGCCGCCCCUUCGACGAGCCCUCCAAUGUUUACGCCGCUGCCGGGCUGCACCACCAUCACGGACACGCCGGAGAUGCAAGCCAUCUACGAAUCACUGUCCCGCAAGUCCAGCCUUCCCACCCUCGGUGACGGCACGUUCUUCCCGUCGCUGGACAUUACCGACUCCGGCUUUGCCGAGUGCACCGACGGGAUGUCCCUCUUUCCAACCACCCUGACCCUGUCGACGACGCUGUCUUCCACCACCGAUGCGCCCGUCUCGCUGCCGGACUUUUCCACCCUGUCGACCAUGGCCGCCGAAACGUCCGAGGCGUCCAACUCGUCGUUUCUGCACAUGUCGAUGAACUCGUCCGGCAUCAGCGAAGCAUCGGACAGUAUCACGCUGCUGCCACCGGUAAGUGCCAUCAUCACUGACCAAUCGACGAUCGCCGUACCGAAACCGGCGGAACCGGCGCCGCCGCUGCCACAACCCUUACCACCCAUAUCAGCCGCUCCGGCCACGAUGGCGGCCCUCGCCGACAGCAAACCGAUCGCACAAGCCACUGCUCCUCCUCCGACGGUCACCUCGCCACCGGCUCCUCUGGCCACCGCCGAGGUCGUCAAACCAAAGCCGACUGCGGCACCUGUAGCCGCUGUAACCAAGCCGACUCCGGCUGCGGUACCACCAACCGCUGUAACCAAGCCGACUCCGGUUGCACAAGCUCCCACGAAACCACAACCAGCGCCCGUUCCAAAGCCAGCGCCAGCACCCGCCCCGGAAGCCAAGCAGGCCGGCGGCUUCUUCGGCACGACCACCUCCACCUUCGGUGGCUUCUUCAACAAGGUCAACAAGACCCUCUCCCACCAGGACAGCACCGACAGUCUGCUCGGCACCAAAACCAAAGCGCUCUUCUCCUCCGUCAAGAGUUCCUUCUCGCUGGAGUCGCCCAAGCAGUCGCUCGACGAAGCCAACUCCCAGCCGUCGUCCUCGCAGUCCGCCACCUCAGGGGCCGCCUCGCUCGAGUCGUCGUCCCCGCCCGGUAGCGUACAGGUACCGUCGACGCCAGAAGAACCACACUCCACUACUCCACCCCAAUCUCCAGAUGUAGCUCUGGCUCAGUCCCACCAACAACAACAACAACAACAACUUCAGCCACACCAACAGAGUUCGCCACCUCAGGAACUGCAGCAGUACCCGCCGACGACGUCACCCCCGGGCGGCGAACAACAACAGUCUUCCCCGUACGACCAGCCGCCGCAGCAGCUAGCUUCGGAGUUUCCGGAGCUCUGCAAUGGCAACGGCAGUAGCGGCACCCCACUGUCCAGUAGCGCACAGCCGUUUCCCGGUGCGGAGGAAACGGUACUCGACGGCGAAGCGCCCGCACCGCCAACGCACAGAAAGCAGAGCCUGUUUCGGGCGCAGGGGAGUGAAGAUGGGGAAGGAGGCAGCAAGUGGAAGCUGCUAAAGACGCUGAAGGAGAAGCGAAUCGAGGAGAAACAGAAGGUGGUCGACGAAGGGGAAGCGGACGAUGCAGGUAUUUUCAAGAAGGUCGAUUGCAAGGCGGAGGAAGAAGAGGUAAUGCCCAAACGUAACGGAACCGCGGACAGCGGACGCGGCAACGGGCUCGGGGACAACACCUUCUACAGUAACAUCGACAGCAUGCCGGAUAUCCGUCCACGGCGCAAGUCGAUCCCGCUGGUGUCGGAGCUGGUCUUGAAAACGAUGGCAGCUACGAAACGUCAGGCCGGUCUCACCUCGGCGGUUCCGCGGGCAACCCUGAACGAUGAGGAACUGAAAAUGCACGUCUACAAGAAGGCCCUCCAGGCGCUGAUCUACCCGAUCUCGUCCACGACGCCGCACAACUUUGUCCUGUGGACGGCGACCUCACCGACCUACUGCUACGAGUGCGAGGGCUUGUUGUGGGGUAUCGCCCGGCAGGGCGUCCGCUGUACCGAGUGUGCCGUCAAGUGCCACGAAAAGUGCAAGGACCUGCUGAACGCGGAUUGUUUGCAGAUGUGCUUCGCGGGAGCGUCGGAGAAGAGUUCCAAGCACGGGGCCGCCGAGGACAAGGCCAACUCCGUGAUCGCUGCCAUGAAGGAGCGCAUGAAGCAGCGCGAGCGGGAUCGACCGGAGAUCUUCGAGGUUAUCAGGAAGGUGUUCAACGUGGAGGAGAAGAGCCACGCCGGCCACAUGAAGGCGAUCAAGCAGAGCGUGCUGGACGGUACGAGCAAGUGGUCGGCCAAGAUCGCGAUCACGGUGAUCUGCGCGCAGGGUCUGAUCGCGAAGGAUAAAAGCGGAACGAGUGAUCCGUACGUGACGGUGCAAGUGAGCAAGGUGAAGAAGCGUACCCGGACGAUGCCGCAGGAGCUGAACCCGGUGUGGAACGAGAAGUUUAACUUCGAGUGCCACAACUCGUCCGACCGGAUCAAGGUGCGCGUCUGGGACGAGGACAACGAUCUCAAGUCGAAGUUGCGGCAGAAACUGACGCGCGAGUCGGACGACUUCCUGGGGCAGACAAUCAUCGAGGUGCGGACGCUGUCGGGCGAGAUGGACGUGUGGUACAAUCUGGAGAAGCGAACAGACAAAUCAGCGGUAUCGGGCGCAAUCCGGCUGCACAUUUCGGUGGAGAUCAAGGGCGAGGAGAAGGUGGCGCCGUACCACGUGCAGUACACCUGCCUGCACGAGAACGUGUUCCACUAUCUCUGCGAGGAGAACUGCGGGGCGGUGAACCUGCCGCAGACCAAGGGCGACGACGGCUGGAAAAUCUACUUCGAGGAGAACCCGGAGGAGAUCGUGGACGAGUUCGCGAUGCGGUACGGCAUCGAGAACAUCUACCAAGCGAUGACGCACUUCCAUUGCCUCUCGACCAAGUACCUGUGCGCGGGCGUCCCGGCCGUGAUGAGUACCUUACUAGCGAACAUUAACGCUUACUACGCACACACGACUGCUUCUAGUGCCGUCUCGGCUAGUGACCGCUUCGCCGCCAGCAACUUUGGCAAAGAAAAAUUCGUAAAACUAUUGGACCAGUUACACAACUCUCUCCGUAUCGAUUUGUCUAUGUAUCGCAACAACUUCCCCGCUUCCAGCCAAGAAAAGCUGAUGGACCUCAAGUCCACGGUCGAUCUACUAACCAGUAUUACAUUUUUCCGCAUGAAGGUACAAGAAUUGUCGAGCCCACCUAGAGCCAGCACAGUGGUCAAGGACUGCGUGAAGGCCUGUCUACGCUCAACGUACCAGUUCCUGUUCGAGAACUGCUACGAGUUGUACAAUCGAGAAUUUCAGGUCGACCCGAACGAGGCGAAGCGCGAGGGGGAAGACCACGGACCAAAGCUAGAGAACGUUGACUUUUGGCACAAACUAAUCGCACUAAUCGUAUCGGUAAUAGAGGAGGAUAAGAAUAGUUAUAGCGCAGUGCUUAAUCAAUUCCCGCAGGAGCUUAAUAUAGGACAGGUCUCCGCCGCCACGAUGUGGAGCCUGUUUGCGAUAGAUAUGAAGUACGCGCUGGAGGAGCACGAGCAGCACCGGCUGUGCAAGUCGUCCGCGUACAUGAACCUGCACUUCAAGGUCAAGUGGCUGUAUACGAACUACGUGAAGGAGGUCCCACCGUACAAGGGCGCCGUGCCCGAGUAUCCCGCCUGGUUCGAGCCGUUCGUGAUGCAGUGGCUCAACGAGAACGACGACGUCUCGCUCGAGUACCUGCACGGGGCGUUCAAGCGGGACAAGAAGGACGGGUUCCAAAAGAGCAGCGAGCACGCCCUCUUCUCCAACUCGGUCGUGGACGUGUUCACCCAGCUGACGCAGUGCUUCGACGUAGUUAGCAAACUGGACUGCCCGGAUCCGGAGAUCUGGAAGCGGUACAUGCGACGAUUCGCCAAAACUAUCGUAAAGGUGUUACUAGCUUACGUAGAUAUAGUUAAAACCGAAUUUCCCGAUAUCACACAUGAAGAAAGAACGGCUUGUAUUUUAAUGAACAAUAUCCAACAACUUCGGGUCCAAUUGGAGAAGAUGUUCGACUCGAUGGGGGGCGACAAGCUGGAGGAGGACGCCGCCAACAUCCUGAAGGAGCUGCAGCAGAACCUGAACACCGCGCUGGACGACCUGGCGACGCAGUUCGCCAUCAGCUUGGAUCCCCGCAUCACGGGCAGCGUCCGCGAGCUGGGCGACCUGCUGCAGCAGGUCAAGUCGCAGACGUCGCUGUUCCACUCGGCCCCCGCCGACGACGCCAACAUGAUCGCGAUGGAGGCGGACGAGGUGCUGCGGCCGCUGAUGGACCUGCUCGACGGGUCGCUCUCGAUGUACGCUCAGUCCUGCGAGAAGACGGUGCUGAAGCGGCUCCUGAAGGAGCUCUGGAAGAUCGUCAUCCGGACGCUGGAGAAGACGAUCGUGCUGCCGCCGAUGACGGACCGGACGAUGGUCUUCAAGCACCUGACGGACAACGCCAAGAAUCUGGCUGCCAACGCGAAGAUCGAGGACAUGUCGCGGCUGAUCAAGAAUCACAUGGCCGGCAAGCAGGACGCCAAGAGUAUGCUUGGCGGUGUCAUGGAUAUCUCCAAGGAGAUCGAGAAGAACCUCUCGCCGAAGCAGUGCGCCGUACUGGAGGUCGCCCUGGACACCAUCCAGCAGUACUUCCACGCCGGUGGAAACGGCCUCAAGAAGCCGUUCCUGGAAAAGUCGUCGGAGCUGCAGAGCCUCAAGUACGCCCUGAGCCUGUACACGCAGACGACGGACACGCUGAUCAAGUCGUUCGUGUCAGGACAGGGCGCUUCCGAGGAAGGCGGCAUCAACCACGACGACGCUUCGGUCGGUGAGGUCUCGAUCCAGAUUGACGUUUCGUCCAACCCGGAGAACGGCGAACAGAAGAUAUCCGUCAAAGUAAUCGCCGCCAACGAUCUCAAGUGGACGGUUCCGUCCGGCAUGUUCCGGCCGUUCAUCGAGGUGAACCUGAUCGGGCCCCACCUGAACGACCGGAAGCGCAAGUUUGCCACCAAGUCCAAGUCGAACAACUGGUCGCCCAAGUACAACGAAACGUUCCAUUUCAUCAUUGGCAACGAGGAACAGCUGGAGUUCUUCGAGCUGCACACGUGCGUCAAGGAUUACUGCUUUGCCCGCGAGGAUCGGCUGGUCGGAGUGGCGAUCCUGAAGCUGAAGGACGUUGUCGAUCAGGUAACUGGGACGGGUUACGGGUUGAGACUGAGUGAAUGAUGUGUGAGAGAGAGUGUGGAUACGGAAGAAUACCAUUUUUUGGGAUUGGGAAUUUUUGAGUUAUUUAGGUGGAGAGAUCAGCGAUCCUGUCAAAUGGUUGGAACUUCGGAAGUUCGAGAAAGCUCAACGAGAUUCGUGUAAGUAUCUUUUGACAGUAUUUUUCCCCCAAAAUUUGAGUUUCUUUUCACGCUGCACCAUUUCCGGACGCUAUGGACGAUCAAUCUUAGAGAAAACUUCAAUAAACAAUUUUUACCGAAAA